UUGUAUCAGUACCUAUACUUGUUUGUAUCAGUACCUAUACUCUGUCAACCUGUCAACACAUUCAUUAUCAUCACCCGACAGAAUGAAGAAAUCUUUUAAUUUUCGAAAGAAAAGCCAUCGAACCACUGCAAACAGUGGCAAACACAAAAGGCUAGCGGAAAAUCUUGCAGAUCUAGCGAUUAGUUCAACAGACAGCUCCGGUGAAGAAGAUACCAAUGAGAGUUCUUCCACUGAUUAUAUACCGGAGAAUAAAUUCGACGUUGGAAAACCACCCAAUUUCCCAGUCAGUAUGUGGGAUUUGAAUCAUUGUGAUCCCAAAAAAUGUUCCGGUAGAAAACUUGCACGGCAUAGAAUGAUUAACAACUUACGGUUAGGACAGAAAUUUCCAGGAUUAGUUCUAACUCCGGUUGGUAUCAACUGCGUGAGUCCUUUAGACAAAACCAUCAUAGAAAACUCCGGAAUCGCUGUUGUAGAUUGUUCAUGGGCUCGACUUGCUGAAACACCUUUCAACAAAAUGAAGUCUCCUAAUCCCCGUCUAUUACCCUUUCUUGUCGCUGCUAAUCCAAUUAACUACGGUAAACCCUGCAAGUUGUCGUGCGUAGAAGCGAUAGCCGCUUCCAUGUACAUUACCGGAUACAAAGAAGAAGCCAUGUGGUAUCUGAGUAAGUUUUCAUGGGGACAUUCAUUCUUAGAGCUGAAUGCUGAGCUACUAGAUCUGUAUUCGGCCUGCCAAAGUAGUAAGGAGAUUCUUGAGGUGCAGAAUGAAUAUUUGGAAAAGGCUAAAGACGAACAAAUUAGUAGAAAUCGUGAUUUAGAUCUACCUCCCAGUGAAAGUGAUAGUAGUGAAUAAAUGUUUUUUUUUUCAAGUAAUUAUUCAUUAGAAAAACUUCA
Messenger RNA from Malaya genurostris, 891 nucleotides. RefSeq names its product 18S rRNA aminocarboxypropyltransferase. NCBI's taxonomy places the organism in Eukaryota, Metazoa, Arthropoda, Insecta, Diptera, Culicidae. The coding region runs from base 83 to 850 and encodes 255 amino acids. The transcript is spliced from 3 exons. Gene Ontology annotation, molecular function: rRNA small subunit aminocarboxypropyltransferase activity. Gene Ontology annotation, biological process: maturation of SSU-rRNA. The record is from RefSeq and is a predicted model, not a curated record.